This is a messenger RNA of Electrophorus electricus (electric eel), 1835 nucleotides long. It is a transcript of the gene gpsm1a, whose product is annotated as G protein signaling modulator 1a. Gene Ontology annotation, cellular component: cell cortex. The record is from RefSeq and is a predicted model, not a curated record. Gene Ontology annotation, molecular function: GDP-dissociation inhibitor activity; G-protein alpha-subunit binding. Gene Ontology annotation, biological process: establishment of mitotic spindle orientation. Lineage: Eukaryota; Metazoa; Chordata; Actinopteri; Gymnotiformes; Gymnotidae.
CUUUCGCUUCCUCUCCCUCUAAAACAGACACAAUCCUGCUCUUAGGAAAGCUGGGUGCGUGAGAACGGGAAGUGCACCACGUUUUUCUGGAUUACAACAAACCUUUUAUAAUCUUCUAUCAAUUUUUUUUUUUUUGUGUCGUUAUGGAAGAAGAUUAGCAAGAUGGAAACGUCUACCCAAUAACAAUUACGUUUGGGUGUCAGGCAAGAAAGCCAAGGCCAGGGCUCCGCUAAUGAGGACCUCCCCCUUGCCAUCCGGCGCGAGUCCACGAUUGGCCGCAUGGAGAACAGACGUGGCCCGCAGCCUCCGCAGCUCAACGGCCAGCCCCGAGAGGCCUCAUCCGGGGCACAUUCCCCUGAGCGCCGGUCCCCGUCAGUCGCCGAUGCCACCUCCCUCAUCUCCCUCACCCAGACAGAUGAGCUCUUUGACCUGAUAGCCAGCUCGCAGGGCCGCAGACUGGACGAGCAGAGGGCCAGCAUCGACGAUCAGCUGGGCAUCGCGAUAGCACAGAGCAACGUCAGCCAGCAUUGCGCAACCUGCAAUCCACAGGACCUAAGUGAUGAAUUCUUUAAUAUGCUCAUAAAAUAUCAGUCUUCCCGGAUCAAUGAUCAGAGGUGCUCUCUACCUCCAGCUCCAGAUCCAGACGAAGACUUUUUCAAUCUUAUUCAAAGAGUGCAGGCUAAACGUAUGGAUGAGCAGCGGGUCUCCCUUCAUCCUGAUGAGGAAGAUGACACAGACUCUGAGCCCAAACCUGAGCCCUCUGAAGUCUCCAGCUAGAGACUGCCGAGCUUGAGUGUUAACACAUUCAUUAAGCACUGACUCUGAAAGGCCAUUCCGGACCACACACUUCUGAGAGGGAUAUAUUACAGUUAGGUGACUUUGGUUUGAAAAAGGUCUAGACUUUAAAGUCUAGCAAAGGCAUAAAGUCUUUACCACUGUUUCCCAUACCUAGUCCUAGUAUGUCUGCACUAUAUAUUUAGCGUUUGGCCUGCUCUUAAAAAGCUUUACUCCGUUUAUCGGCUAGUUAGACCUUCAUGCAUUAACUCACAUUUUCACGGGUUCAAAACGGACGCGUUAGGGCGAACAAAACGCUCACAUUUGCUGCGCAGGGUUGCUUCGGGACAAAACUUGGAAAACAUCGGUAUAGUCUAACACUUUACGUUCAAGGGGCAAAGCGGUGGGACCCAAACACGAACAAUUUAACAUAAAACGAGGGAACGAAAAAGUAAAUCCGUUAUUCUUUAUAGUUGCACUCACAAAAAUGUUUGUUCUCAACGUCACCAUCGAUAACUAUUAACGUAUGGUUGACAGCCUACUUAAGGUUAACAGUACUAACUUCUGUCGCACAAAGUAAUGUAGGUCAGGAUCACAACGGCUGUCGGUCAUAACCUGCAAGCAGAUACGGUUCUGAUAAGCCUAAUGAGGUCAGUAUGUUACACAACACAAUAAGUUCUGGAUUCCUGGAACAUGAGAGUUAUCCAUGGCAUAGGGUUUCUUCAUUGUACUUUCAGCUAUAUUAUGAGCCACGACUCUCUUAUUCCUUAGAUAAACAACUAAUAAUAGGAUAAUUACGAAAUGCACAAGUUCUAAAGAUAAUCUGAAUUGAUGAUUAUGAAUAAAGUUUUUGUAUACAGUUUUGAUCAGCAAAACGUGUCGAUAGAUUAUUAUUUUAAAUCCUAACACUUUUUAUGUUUCAAACAAUAAACAAAGAAUGAAUGCUUUAAUGCAUUUUCAUGAUCACAAAAAUGUAUCUUCAUGUUCAUGUUCAUGUUCAAAGAUGUGUGCAUCUUUUUAAGUCAUAAUCUCAAUUAAAACAAAACCCUUACAGCACAAAA